This is a messenger RNA of Aspergillus wentii DTO 134E9, 707 nucleotides long. RefSeq lists its product as uncharacterized. The coding region runs from base 124 to 507 and encodes 127 amino acids. The record is from RefSeq and is a predicted model, not a curated record. Lineage: Eukaryota; Fungi; Ascomycota; Eurotiomycetes; Eurotiales; Aspergillaceae. The transcript has a single exon.
CUCACAUACUAUUGCCUGCCCAAGAGAACUAUAGUACAAGUUAAUCUACAUUUUCCCCCUUCAGCUAAUAGUUAACAUUGCCUUGAUAGAUCCCGCACCUUUAAAUUUUCAUCCAGCGACGCAAUGGCCACACACGACCUUGAUAGACCUGAAAAGUGCCCAGUUCUCGACUGUGACUACCAUAUUCGGAGAUUCGUUCGUGCUUAUGAUAGGGAAAGACAUACCCUCGUCCACUACAAGGGUGAUCUAAUUUGUGGGUUCUGUCCCGAAUCUAGAUCUCUAGCGGAGAAGAGCUUCAGGCGGGCAGAUCUUUUCAAGCGUCAUCUCGUGGUCGACCAUGAGGCAAAUACGAACCGUCACGAAAGCCUUAAUACCGAUGGCGAGAACCCGGCUGAAAUUAGUGAAGUGAGCGGUAAGUGCUCAAAUUGCUCACUCAUCUUUAACAAUAUCGACGACUUUCACAACCACUUCUACGAUUGUAUCUGCCGCGCGAUCAUCAAUGGAUGAAAAGAUCAAUGUCCCAAAGACAAUAGGAUAAGGGAAGCUGGCAAUAACAAUAGCGGCCAUGUAUAUUACCCAUUUUGUUUCACCCAAACACAUGGUGGCUCAUGUGUGAGAAGCCUACUGCAUGAAAUCAAUUUUCCAUUCAGACCUUGACUUGUAUAAAGCUAUCUAUAUCAUCCCAGAUGGGAAUAUCUCCAAUAAAU